AUGGGAAAUCUAUAAACAUUAAUUAAUUAUCAUUCACCUUUCUCUUAUAUUUAAGACUUAAAUGAUUAAAUAGAAGAUGAAGGAAUGAUAAAUCAUCCUGGUCUUGGAUCAAUUUAAUUAUGGAAGAUUAAACAAUAAAAUUAACCAAUGAUAUUUUCAUAUGUAAAUUAAACUUUUCUUAAAAAUUAGCAUGUCCAUAUUUAUGAAAAAGAUUCUAAUUUGAUUGAAUUUCAUAAUUAUCGUAGUUAAAUUGUUCAUCCAAAUAUUUUAUCAUAUUUUGCAUGUACAAAAUCAAAAGCUUAAAAUAUUGGAAAUGUUUGUACUUAAUAACUAUUUUUUGCAUAUUAUCCCAAUAAUUUGAGAUAAAAGUUAACUAAGUAAAAGAAAUUGCCAGAAACUGAAAUUUGGAAUGUAUAUUAUUGAAUAUUUUUGAAGAUAGUUGAAUAAAUUGUUAAUGCAUUGGCUUAUUUAUAAGGAUUGAAUAGAUAUCAUGGUAAUUUGAUAACAGAAUCAAUUUUGCUUAACUAAUAUAAUGAAAUAAAACUAUUAGAUAAGCUUGAUUAGAACCCUAAUUAUGAUUAGAUUAAAAGGGAUGUCUAUGAUUUAGGAAUCAUAAUAAUAGAAAUGAUAACAGGUCGAGGUAAAUGAAUAAUUAUGCUUAAAGCUAAUUAACUAAACUUGAACGAAUCAAUUAAAUAAAUGGCUGGAAUCUAUUCAAUUUAAUUAUUAUAAUUAGUUGGUAAAAUGAUAUAAAAAGAGGCUGCACUAAGACCUGAUUUUAUUCAAAUUUAAUAAUUAAUAAAAAAUAGAUUCAAAGAACCAAUAAUUUUACAUAAUCCUUUUACUAAUAGGAGUCAGCCUGUAUUUGUAAAAAUCAAAAAUCAUCUUUAAAGAUUAUAAAAUUUUAAUUCUAAUUAAAGAGUUGUAAUUAGACCUUAAAAAGUGAUUUAUAAAUUAAACUAUCCUAAAAUGAUCUGUAAUUAAUAAUCAAAUAAUAAAUCAUAAAUUAUUAAUAGUAAUAUUCUUUAGUAAUCAUAAUAAGAGAGUUUUUAAAGUUAAAAUUAAGAAUAGCACUUUGUAAGUAUUGUUGAAUAUUCCAAUUAACCUAACACAAACAAGAAUAUAUCAUAAGUUGAUUAAAUUUCUAAUGCUGAUAAAUUAACAUUGUUUUAAAGUGGGAUUCUGCAUAAUUCAAUUAUGUGGCUUUAGAAUUCUUCAUUAAAAAAAUAAAGCUCUGUUUUAUAAUUCACUUCUCCAAAGCAAAGCUGA
Molecule: messenger RNA, 1269 nt
Organism: Paramecium sonneborni
Lineage: Eukaryota; Ciliophora; Oligohymenophorea; Peniculida; Parameciidae
Source: the annotation of a GenBank genome assembly